Molecule: messenger RNA, 2274 nt
Organism: Papaver somniferum (opium poppy)
Lineage: Eukaryota; Viridiplantae; Streptophyta; Magnoliopsida; Ranunculales; Papaveraceae
Product: vacuolar cation/proton exchanger 3-like
Exons: 12
Coding region: 439-1797 (452 amino acids)
Biological process (GO): intracellular calcium ion homeostasis; calcium ion transmembrane transport
Cellular component (GO): plant-type vacuole membrane
Molecular function (GO): calcium:proton antiporter activity
Source: RefSeq, a predicted model, not a curated record
AAACCAAAAAUCUGUCCAUAAAUCUAAGAAUUUUAAUCUAAUCUAAUCUUCUCCCUAAUCUGAUUUGAUUUUAAUGAAAUUAAUCUGUAAAUAAUAAUAAUUUAAUAAUUAAAAAAUUAAGGGGAAGGACAUCGAUAGCUCCACUUUCUUUGUUUCGCGGAAGCUUCGUCUCCAUCAUUAAACAAAAGAAGAAUCUCUGAAUCCAUUCAUCAGAUCAGAGGUUCCCCCGUCAACGUCCAUCUCUUUUCUUCCUGAUUUCUUCUUCUAAUUACAAUAUUAUUAUUCUCACUCCAUCUCUUUGAUUUUCCGUUGAACCCUGAGAAAAUUUAAAAACAAGAAGAUUCACUCUACACAAACCUCCUUUUCCUUCCAUCUUCAUCUUCUUGUCCCUGGCUGUGAUUUUGUGUUCCUUUUCCCUCUCUAUUGGGUCCGAUUCAGAUGGGAGCUAUUGAGGAGAAGACGAAUCUAGAAACAGAAGAUGAUGAGAUCCCUCUUAGAUUAGAUAACAAUAACAUUCAUCAUUACGUUUCCUCAUCCCCAACAGCAAGAAAGAUUCAUGCCUUUGAUACAUCAUCUCAUGUCGCAUCUCUUGUGGAUAUACCCUAUAGUGCCACUGCUAGUUAUUACUCUUCCUCUAAGAGAUUGCGCAAUAGAGCGCUUAUGAGUAUUUACAUUGUGUUGAUCAAAGCAAAGAUUAAUGUCCUGUUGCCAUUUGGUCCACUUGCAAUCAUUCUACACUACACCACUGGAAAACAUGGUUGGGUGUUCUUCCUCAGUUUGGUGGGUAUAGCACCUUUGGCUGAGCGUUUAGGAUAUGCCACUGAGCAAUUGGCAUUCUUCACAGGACCUACUGUUGGAGGCCUUUUAAAUGCUACAUUCGGAAAUGCUACUGAGAUGAUAAUAUCAUUAUAUGCUCUGAAGCAAGGAAUGAUAAGAGUAGUUCAACAGUCAUUGUUGGGUUCUAUCCUGUCAAAUAUGUUGUUAGUGCUUGGAUGCGCCUUCUUCACCGGAGGGCUCGUGCAUAGCAACAAAGUACAAACCUUUGAUAAGGCAGGUGCAGUGGUGAAUUCAGGAUUACUCCUGAUGGCUGUCAUGGGUAUAAUGUUCCCAGCUGUGCUUCACUUCACACACACAGAAAUCCACUUUGGGAAAUCUGAGUUAGCUCUUUCAAGAUUUAGCAGCGUGAUUAUGCUGAUUGCUUAUGCUAGCUACCUCUUUUUCCAACUGAAGAGUCAAGAUAAUCUUUAUAAGCCUACUCCUGUAGAAGAGGUAGAGGAGGAGCAAAAGGAAGAAGAGUCUGACAAUGAUGAGGCGCCUGAGAUAACACUAUGGGAAGCAAUUGGAUGGCUAGGUGUUUUAACUCUUUGGAUUUCCGUUCUUUCUGGAUACCUGGUUGAUGCGAUAGAGGGAGCAUCAGACUCAUGGAAUAUGCCAGUGGCAUUUAUCAGUGUCAUUUUGCUUCCUAUUGUAGGAAAUGCUGCAGAACAUGCAAGUGCAAUCAUGUUUGCCAUGAAGGACAAGCUUGACAUCACUUUAGGAGUUGCAAUUGGAUCUUCUACACAGAUAUCUAUGUUUGUGAUUCCCUUUUGUGUUGUUGUUGGUUGGUUUAUGGGGAGACCGAUGGACUUGAAUUUUCAACUCUUCGAGACUGCCACACUAUUUAUUACCGUGCUAGUUGUGGCAUUUAUGUUGCAGGAGGGCACUUCCAACUAUUUCAAAGGGCUGAUGCUUAUCCUUUGCUAUCUUAUAGUUGCUGCAAGUUUUUUCGUUCAUGUGGACCAAGCAAAUGAUGAGUGAAGCUAUGAGCAGCGAUGGCCGUGCAUGAAGAACCAAAGUGGCGAGUAUCUUAUUAUUCAGGAACCCAGGCAGAAUGAUUUGUUUCAGGCCCAUUCACUCAUUUCCUUUUUCUGCCAGAUUGCAGGUGGCAUCAAUGUUGAUUCUAUACAGGGUACGAAGAUUAUGUAAGGAGAAAGGCAUGUGUUCUCUUUCUCUCCCGGUUUUGUAUCAGAUGUCUGAAUUUUUGUUUUUAUGGAGGAGAGUUUCGCAUCCCUUUGCUCAAGCAACGUAACCCCUCUAUGAUUCUUUCCUGACGAGGAUGAUGGGUUUGCUUUCUCAUGUAUCUAUAGAAGUAGAACAACCCCUCUUCCACUGCCAUUUUCCUCUAUGGAAAUCUGUUGUAUCAUGUACUCUUGAUAUUUAAUUUUAUCUCCUUGGUCAGAUAUUGAAGAUUAUUGCUACGAGCAUCAAUGAAAAUCAAAAUAUCCUUGCUGUUGA